UUCCGGGAGGUGAUGGAGUUGUCAUGACAUCCUCCAAUCAAAACAUUGAAGUCAGAGAGUUUGAAAGGGUUCUCCUCCCCUGCAAGUAUGAUCUGGAGCGGCCGCAGAUCGCACGCCUGGAGUGGAAGAAAAUCAAAAAGUCGCAGAUCUCCUUUGUGUAUUACGCGGGAGGUCUCAUGAAAGAGUACCAAGGGCGAGCGGAGAUGAGCAAGUCCAACAUCAUACUUCAGAAGGUGACCCGGGCUGACGCUGCGACAUAUCGCUGUGAAGUGUCCGCCAAGGACGACUCGAAAUCCUUUGCGCAAUCGGUCAUUGUACUCAUCGUCUUCGUGCCCCCAGCUGUUCCCACGUGUAAGGUUCCGAGUUCAGGGACGACGGGAGCUGUGGUCAAGCUGAGCUGCUUUGAAUCAGAAGGCUGGCCUCCGUCCAAGUACACCUGGUACAAAGACAAUCUCGCACUCACGGACAACCCCGCUCGAGUCAAGGCCUCAACAAAUACAUCCUACAAAGUCAACAGGACGUCCGGUUCACUGGUGUUUACAACAGUCAAAAAGGGAAACAGCGGAAAGUAUCAUUGUCUGGCUUCCAAUGGCAUUGGUCAGGCUAAGAAUUGCUCUGCUAAAUUCAUGCAGAUAAAUGACCUGAAUGUGGGAGCAAUUGUGGUUUCCGUAGUGAUAGUGGCUUUGGUGCUGUCACUGUGCGGGCUGGGUGUCUGCUAUGCUCACCGGAAAGGCUACUUAGGAAGAAAAGAACCUCUGACGACAAGUCCGGGUCAUCGAGUAACAAAGACUUCAAGCACACCAAGUCUUUUGUUAUCUGAGGCAAAGGAGGAACAUUAUGUCCACAAAGGGAAGCUGGCUUGCUCUGAUAAACAUUGUCAAUUUAGACUUGUUAACAUAAAAUUGUACAGUCACGAGAUUCUCUGCACUGGCUGAAUGAAUUAGGAUCUCAUAUUAAACUCACAUCAAAUCUUUGAAGCCAGACACUCCAUCUGAGGAACUAUGCCUUACCACACCACAGAGAGAAUUUUGUAGAAUUCCUUUCUUUGUACAAGUAACUGGAUUAAUUCCGUGAAUCUGACCACUUUUGCACAGAUUUGUGUGUAUUUUAUGCCUUCUAACUAACUAUGCAUGGAAAAUAUUUGCAGAAUUUACACAGCGCUAUGUGACCACUAAUGAUGGGCUCUUUUGUAAAAAGAAUAGUAUUAAGAUGACCUCUAAUAACUUUGUUGAGUGACUGAUUUGCAAAUGUAAUCCUUUUUAUAACACUGAUUAAAUCAAAAUAGUUUGUA
Messenger RNA from Callorhinchus milii (elephant shark), 1291 nucleotides. It is a transcript of the gene jam2a, whose product is annotated as junctional adhesion molecule 2a. Gene Ontology annotation, biological process: leukocyte tethering or rolling. The record is from RefSeq and is a predicted model, not a curated record. Lineage: Eukaryota; Metazoa; Chordata; Chondrichthyes; Chimaeriformes; Callorhinchidae. Gene Ontology annotation, cellular component: protein complex involved in cell adhesion; cell surface; tight junction.